Messenger RNA from Drosophila busckii, 14118 nucleotides. It is a transcript of the gene Dhc64C, whose product is annotated as dynein heavy chain, cytoplasmic. The coding region runs from base 1 to 13986 and encodes 4661 amino acids. Gene Ontology annotation, molecular function: ATP binding; minus-end-directed microtubule motor activity; dynein intermediate chain binding. Lineage: Eukaryota; Metazoa; Arthropoda; Insecta; Diptera; Drosophilidae. The record is from RefSeq and is a predicted model, not a curated record. Gene Ontology annotation, biological process: microtubule-based movement. Gene Ontology annotation, cellular component: dynein complex. The transcript has 15 exons.
AUGGGUGACUCGUUGGACAACACCGACACAUCGGUGGAUCCAACUGUGAACCUAUCUAUAGCCAACUACGAUGCUUUUGCAAAUUAUCUUCGCAAGGCGGUGACCAUUCUGCUGCCUGAAGAAGAUGUAGUGCCAGAGUCGCUGAAUAACGCCCUGGACGAUCCAGUUAACCAGGAUACUAUUCGCAAGUUCCUCUCCGAUCCCCAAGUGCAGGCGUUGUAUGUGCAGCGAAAUUGCAUUAAAGAGGAUAGCGAACCGGCGACUGAAAGCGAGGAGGAGAAGGAGCAGGUGACUUACCAAAUCAGCAACGAUGUGCAUUUUACCAACAGCCGCAUGGCCUCCCUGGCCUGCAUUAAGCGCGGCGUGGUCGUCGAAGCUGAUAAGUCUAUACACUCGCAAUUGCGUUUGAUUAACUUUUCUGAUGGCUCGCCAUAUGAGACGCUGCAUGCGUUCAUCAGCAAAUCCCUAGCACCGUAUUUCAAGUCCUACGUGAAGGAGUCGGGACGCGCUGAUCGCGAUGGCGAUAAAAUGGCACCUUCAGUGGAGAAGAAACUGGCAGAGCUGGAGAUGGGCUUGUUGCAUUUGCAGCAAAACAUUGACAUACCAGAGAUUACGCUCAUAGCGCAUCCAACUGUUAACCAAGUUAUCAGGUCGUGCGCCGAUGAGAACCGCAAGGCCAAGGUGCUCGACUUUGGUGACCGCGUGGAGGACUCUUCAUUCCUUAACCAACUGCAGAACGGUGUCAAUCGCUGGAUUACCGAAAUCAAAAAGGUGACCAAGCUGAAUCGUGAUCCCGGCUCAGGCACUGCGCUGCAGGAAAUAUCGUUUUGGCUUAAUCUGGAGCGCGCCUUGUAUCGCAUACAGGAGAAGCGUGAGUCUCCAGAGGUUGCCUUGACACUGGACAUACUCAAGCAUGGCAAACGUUUCCAUGCCACUGUGUCCUUUGACACGGAUACUGGAUUAAAGCAGGCUCUCGCUACUGUAGCCGAUUAUAAUCCGCUUAUGAAGGACUUUCCCAUCAAUGAUUUACUCUCCGCCACGGAGCUAGAAAAGAUUCGACCUGCUGUGCAGCAAAUCUUUCUGCAUUUGCGCAAGGUGCGCAACACCAAGUAUCCCAUACAGCGCUGUCUUAAGCUCAUCGAGGCUAUCUCUCGUGAUUUGUCUCAGCAGCUGCUUAAGGUCUUGGGAACGCGUCGUCUCAUGCACAUACCCUUUGACGAGUUUGAGCGUGUGAUGAAUCAAUGUUUCGAGAUCUUCAACUGCUGGGACGAUGAAUACGACAAGUUGCAGGGUUUACUCCGCGACAUUGUCAAGAAGAAGCGCGAUGAGCAUUUGAAAAUGGUCUGGCGUGUAUCGCCGGCUCAUAAGAAGCUGCAGACGCGCAUGGAGCAUAUGCGCAAGUUCAGGCGUCAGCAUGAGCAACUGCGCACCGUUAUUCUGCGCGUGUUGCGUCCCACCAAGCAGGCAGCCAAUGAUGAUAACAAUGCUGUAGAAACCAAGCAGCCCUAUAGCCUGGAUGCGGCUGAUGCCAAUGCUAUUGAGGAGGUUAACUUAGCCUAUGAGAAUGUCAAGGAGGUGGAUUGCCUGGAUAUAACCAAGGAAGGGUCAGAGGCCUGGGAAGCUGCCGUAAAGCGCUACGAGGAGAAGAUUGAUCGUGUUGAGACACGCAUUACGGCGCAUCUGCGCGACCAGCUGGGCACAGCCAAGAAUGCCAACGAGAUGUUCCGCAUCUUCUCACGCUUCAAUGCAUUGUUUGUGCGUCCGCAUAUACGCGGCGCCAUACGCGAGUAUCAAACACAACUUAUUCAACGCGUCAAGGACGAUAUCGAGGCACUGCACGAAAAGUUCAAGGUGCAGUAUCCGCAGAGCAAGAGCUGCCGCUUGUCCUCGGUACGUGAUUUGCCGCCUGUGGCAGGUUCCAUUAUAUGGGCGCGUCAGAUUGACAACCAGCUGACCAUGUAUCUCAAGCGUGUGGAGGAUGUGCUUGGCAAAGGUUGGGAGACGCACAUUGAGGGCCAGAAGCUAAAAGCAGAUGGCGAUAGCUUCCGUGCCAAGCUGUCCAUUGCGGAUGUGUUCCACGAAUGGUCGCGCAAAGUGCAGGAGCGAAACUUUGGCAGCACUGGACGCAUUUUCACCAUUGAAUCGACGCGUUCACGCAUUGGACGCGGCAACGUUUUGCGCUUGCGUGUCAACUUUUUGCCAGAGAUCAUUACGCUGGCCAAGGAGGUGCGCAAUAUAAAGAAUCUGGGAUUCAGAGUGCCGCUAACCAUUGUGAACAAGGCGCAUCAGGCCAACCAGAUAUAUCCCUAUGCUAUAUCCUUGAUUGAGAGUGUGCGCACCUAUGAACGCACGCUGGAAAAGCUUAAUAAUAGGAGUCUAGCACUUAAUUCAGUAUUCAAGAUUGAAGAUCGCGCUAGCAUUGUGCCACUCGUGGCUGGACUACGCAAGGAGGUUUUGAACUUGGUCUCCGAAGGCAUUGGCUUGAUCUGGGAGUCCUACAAGCUGGAUCCGUAUGUGCUGCGCUUGUCUGAAUGCGUAACGCAGUUCCAGGAAAAGGUCGAUGACUUGCUAGUUGUGGAGGAGCAGCUGGAUGUGGAUGUGCGCUCGCUGGAAACCUGUCCUUAUAGCGCUGCCACCUUUGUUGAGAUUCUGUCAAAGAUACAACACGCCGUGGAUGACUUAUCGCUGCGUCAGUAUUCCAAUUUAAGUGUUUGGGUAACGCGUCUGGAUGAGGAGGUGGAGAAGAAGCUUGCCUUGCGUCUGCAGGCGGGCAUACAAGCCUGGACAGAGGCGUUGACGGGCAAUAAGAAAGAGGUAGACACUUCUAUGGACACAGACGCGCCAGUUCAGCCCACGCACAAGUUGGGCGGUGAGCCGCAGAUUCAGAAUGCAGUGCAUGAGAUACGCAUCACCAAUCAGCAAAUGUAUUUGUAUCCAUCUAUUGAGGAGGCACGCUUCCAGAUUAUGCAGCAGUUCUUUGCCUGGCAGGCUAUCGUCACCUCGCAGGUGCGUCUGCAGAGCACACGUUACCAGGUGGGAUUGGAGAAGCCUGUGUCGCAGACCUAUCGCAAUCUGCUGGUCAAACUGCCUGAGGGCAAGAUCUUGGAGAAUGCCUAUGGCGCCAUUGACAACAAGGUGAGCGAGGUGCGCAACUAUGUGGAUGAAUGGCUGCGCUAUCAGAGUCUCUGGGAUCUGCAGGCAGACACGCUCUACGGUCGCCUGGGUGAGGAUGUCAACCUAUGGAUCAAGUGCUUGAACGACAUUAAGCAAUCGCGCACAACCUUUGACACGUCGGAUACACGUCGCGCCUAUGGCCCCAUUAUUAUUGACUAUGCCAAGGUGCAGGCCAAGGUCACGCUGAAGUACGACUCCUGGCAUAAGGAGGCGCUGGGCAAGUUUGGCACACUGCUGGGCACAGAGAUGACCACAUUCCACUCUAAGGUGUCCAAGUCGCGCACUGAUUUGGAAAUGCAGAGCAUUGAGGCUGCCAGCACUUCGGAUGCUGUAAGCUUCAUUACCUAUGUGCAGUCGCUGAAGAAGGACAUGAUUGCCUGGGACAAGCAGGUCGAAGUGUUCCGCGAGGCGCAGCGCAUUCUGGAGCGUCAGCGCUUCCAGUUCCCCAACAACUGGUUGCAUGUGGACAACAUCGAGGGCGAGUGGUCUGCCUUCAAUGAGAUUAUCAAGCGCAAGGAUACAGCUAUACAGACGCAGGUGGCCAGCUUGCAGGCCAAGAUUGUGGCCGAGGACAAGGCGGUGGAAACACGCACUGUGGACUUCCUUAAUGACUGGGAAAAGACCAAACCCACUGGCGGCAAGAUACGUCCAGAUGAUGCGCUACAGCAGCUGCAAAUCUUUGAGAGCAAAUACUCGCGACUCAAGGAGGAACGCGACAAUGUGGCCAAGGCCAAGGAGGCGCUGGAGCUGCAAGAGUCUGCCGUGCCCAACAACAGCGCUGAGCGCAUGAAUGUUGCCCUGGAGGAGUUGCAAGAUCUACGCGGCGUCUGGGGCGAGUUGAGCAAGGUCUGGACACAGAUUGAUGAGACACGUGAGAAGCCUUGGCUGUCGGUGCAGCCACGCAAGCUGCGCCAGCAAUUGGAAGCCAUGAUGGCACAGCUCAAGGAGCUGCCCGCGCGUCUGCGCAUGUACGAAUCCUACGAGUAUGUCAAGAAGCUUAUUCAAAGCUACAUCAAGGUUAACAUGCUGAUUGUGGAGCUGAAGUCGGAUGCACUGAAGGAACGCCACUGGAAGCAGUUGACCAAGCAGCUGCGCGUCAACUGGGUUAUCUCUGAUCUAACGCUGGGCCAAGUGUGGGAUGUGAAUCUGCAGAAGAAUGAAGGCAUUGUCAAGGACAUUAUACUGGUGGCUCAGGGUGAAAUGGCGCUGGAGGAGUUCCUCAAGCAGGUGCGCGAAUCCUGGCAGAGCUACGAACUGGACUUGAUCAACUAUCAGAACAAGUGCCGCAUCAUACGCGGCUGGGAUGAUCUAUUCAACAAGGUCAAGGAGCACAUUAACUCUGUGGCUGCCAUGAAGCUGUCGCCUUACUAUAAGGUGUUUGAGGAAGAGGCACUCACCUGGGAGGAGAAGCUCAACAAGAUCAUAGCUUUGUUUGAUGUUUGGAUUGAUGUGCAGCGUCGCUGGGUCUAUCUCGAAGGCAUCUUCUCGGGCAGCGCGGACAUUAAAGUGUUGCUGCCAGUGGAGACGUCACGCUUCCAGAGCAUUAGCUCUGAGUUCUUGGGUCUGAUGAAGAAGGUAUCCAAGUCGCCCAAGGUAAUGGAUGUGCUCAACAUUCCCGCAGUGCAGCGUUCGCUCGAGCGUUUGGCUGACUUGCUGGGCAAGAUACAAAAGGCGCUGGGAGAGUACUUGGAACGCGAGCGUACUUCCUUCCCACGCUUCUACUUUGUGGGCGAUGAGGAUCUGCUGGAGAUUAUUGGCAACAGCAAGAACAUUGCGCGUCUGCAAAAGCAUUUCAAGAAAAUGUUCGCCGGCGUUGCUGCCAUUUUGCUAAACGAAGAGAACAACGUCAUCUUGGGUGUAUCCUCUCGCGAAGGCGAAGAAGUGCACUUCAUCAAUCCCGUUUCGACUGUGGAGCAUCCCAAAAUCAACGAGUGGCUGUCGCUGGUGGAGAAGCAAAUGCGUUUCACCCUCGCCUCGCUCUUGGCGCAAGCUGUGCAGGACAUUAAGCAGUUCCGUGAUGGCAAAAUUGAUUCCGAGAAGUACAUGGAAUGGUGUGACAAGUACCAGGCACAGAUUGUAGUACUCGCAGCGCAGAUUCUCUGGUCUGAGGAUGUGGAGGCUGCUCUGCAGCAGGCUUCCGAGAGCAACAACUCCAAGCCCAUGCAGCGCGUCCUGGGCAAUGUGGAGAGCACUUUGAAUGUGCUGGCAGAUUCGGUGCUCAUGGAGCAGCCACCGCUGCGUCGCCGCAAGCUAGAGCACUUGGCUUCGAGCUUUGUGCAUAAGCGCACAGUGACUCGUCGCCUCAUUACCAAUGGCGUCACUUCGCCCAAGUCCUUCCAGUGGCUCUGCGAAAUGCGCUUCUACUUUGAUCCACGCCAGACUGAGGUGCUGCAGCAACUGACCAUACACAUGGCCAAUGCGCGCUUCUUCUAUGGCUUUGAGUAUUUGGGUGUGCAGGAUCGUUUGGUGCAGACGCCACUCACGGAUCGCUGCUAUCUGACCAUGACGCAGGCUUUGGAGUCACGUCUGGGCGGCUCGCCCUUCGGCCCCGCAGGCACAGGCAAAACAGAGUCUGUCAAGGCUUUGGGUAAUCAACUUGGACGCUUUGUGCUCGUCUUCAACUGCGACGAAACGUUCGACUUCCAGGCCAUGGGUCGCAUCUUUGUGGGUCUGUGUCAAGUAGGCGCCUGGGGUUGCUUCGAUGAGUUCAAUCGUCUGGAGGAGCGCAUGCUCUCUGCCUGCUCGCAGCAAAUUCAAACCAUACAGGAGGCGCUCAAGUAUGAAAUGGACAGCAACAAGGAAAGCAUCACCGUCGAGCUGGUGGGCAAGCAAGUGCGUGUGUCACCCGACAUGGCUAUCUUCAUUACCAUGAAUCCUGGCUACGCCGGUCGCUCCAAUCUGCCCGACAAUUUGAAGAAACUGUUCCGCUCAUUGGCCAUGACCACGCCAGAUCGUCAACUGAUUGCUGAGGUCAUGCUGUUCUCGCAAGGCUUCCGCUCUGCCGAGAAGCUGGCCUGCAAGAUUGUGCCCUUCUUCAAGCUCUGCGACGAGCAGCUGUCUAACCAGAGCCAUUACGACUUUGGUCUGCGUGCUUUGAAGUCUGUGCUAAUCUCAGCUGGCAACGUCAAGCGCGAUCGCAUCAUGAAGAUUAAGCAGGCGCGUCAGCAUGACGAGCACUUGGAUGAGACUGCGGUGGCUGAGAAUCUGCCAGAGCAGGAGAUACUCAUACAGUCGGUGUGCGAGACGAUGGUGCCCAAGCUGGUCGCCGAGGAUAUUCCGCUGCUCUUCUCGCUGCUCAGCGAUGUCUUUCCCAAUGUCAACUACACGCGUGCCGAGAUGCAGGGCCUGAAGGAGGAGAUACGCAAGGUGUGCCAAGAGGACUACUUGGUGUGUGGUGAGGGUGAUGAGCAAGGUGCCGCCUGGAUGGAGAAGGGACUCGGCUCCACAUGGGUCGACAAAGUGCUGCAACUGUAUCAAAUCUCCAAUCUCAAUCAUGGUCUGAUGAUGGUGGGUCCUUCGGGCUCUGGCAAAUCCACAGCCUGGCGCACGCUACUCAAGGCAUUGGAGCGCUUCGAAGGCGUUGAGGGUGUGGCGCAUGUCAUUGAUCCCAAGGCCAUAUCCAAGGAGGCUUUGUAUGGUGUACUGGAUCCCAACACACGUGAGUGGACCGACGGUUUGUUUACGCACAUUCUACGCAAGAUUAUUGACAAUGUGCGCGGUGAGAUUAACAAGCGCCAAUGGAUCAUCUUCGAUGGCGAUGUGGACCCAGAGUGGGUUGAGAAUUUGAACUCUGUGCUGGAUGAUAACAAGCUGCUGACGCUGCCCAAUGGUGAGCGUUUGUCACUGCCGCCCAAUGUGCGCGUCAUGUUCGAGGUGCAGGAUCUGAAGUUUGCCACUUUGGCUACUGUGUCCCGUUGCGGCAUGGUCUGGUUCUCGGAGGAUGUGCUCUCCACAGAGAUGAUCUUUGAGAACUAUUUGUCGCGCUUGCGCAGCAUUCCGCUGGAGGAUGGCGAUGAGGACUUUGUUGGCGUUAUGAAGCCCGCCAAGGACAAGGAGGAGGAAGUGUCGCCUUCGCUGCAAGUGCAACGUGACAUUGCCAUGCAUCUGCAGCCGUUCUUCUCCGGCGAUGGCAUUGUGGUGCGCACACUCGAGUACGCCAUGGAGCAGGAGCACAUCAUGGACUUUACGCGUCUGCGUGCUCUGAGCUCGCUCUUCUCCAUGCUCAAUCAGUCGGCUAGAAAUGUGCUUACAUUCAAUGCUCAGCAUCCCGAUUUCCCCUGCUCAGCAGAUCAGCUGGAGCACUAUAUACCCAAGGCAUUGGUUUACUCCGUGCUCUGGUCGUUUGCUGGCGAUGCCAAGCUCAAGGUGCGCAUUGAUCUGGGCGACUUUGUGCGUAGUGUAACGACUGUGCCGCUGCCAGGAGCUGCCGGCGCACCCAUUAUUGACUACGAGGUGAGCAUGAAUGGCGAGUGGGUGCCUUGGAGCAACAAGGUGCCAGUUAUUGAGGUGGAAACGCAUAAGGUGGCUUCGCCGGAUAUUGUGGUGCCUACACUGGACACAGUUCGUCACGAAUCGCUGCUCUAUACUUGGCUGGCGGAGCACAAGCCUUUGGUGCUCUGUGGUCCACCUGGCUCUGGCAAGACCAUGACGCUGUUCUCUGCGCUGCGCGCUCUGCCCGACAUGGAAGUUGUGGGCUUGAACUUCUCGUCGGCCACUACGCCGGAGCUGCUGCUGAAGACCUUUGAUCAUUAUUGCGAGUACCGCAAGACGCCCAACGGCGUGGUGCUCUCACCCGUGCAGAUUGGCAAGUGGCUGGUGCUGUUCUGCGAUGAAAUCAAUUUACCGGACAUGGACUCGUAUGGCACGCAACGUGUCAUCUCUUUCCUGCGCCAGCUGGUGGAGCACAAGGGCUUCUAUCGUGCCAGCGACCAGGCUUGGGUGUCGCUGGAGCGCAUUCAAUUUGUUGGCGCCUGUAAUCCGCCCACAGAUCCGGGACGCAAGCCGCUCUCGCAUCGCUUCCUGCGCCAUGUGCCCAUCAUCUAUGUGGACUACCCAGGAGAGACUUCACUCAAGCAGAUCUAUGGCACCUUCUCGCGUGCCAUGCUGCGUCUAAUGCCCGCUCUGCGUGGCUACGCCGAGCCGCUGACCAAUGCCAUGGUCGAGUUCUAUUUGGCAUCGCAGGAUCGCUUCACACAGGACAUGCAGCCGCAUUAUGUUUACUCACCACGUGAGAUGACACGCUGGGUGCGCGGCAUCUGCGAAGCUAUUAGACCGCUGGAUACGCUGCCAGUGGAGGGCUUGGUGCGUCUCUGGGCACACGAGGCGCUGCGUCUGUUCCAGGAUCGUCUGGUGGAUGACACUGAGCGUCGCUGGACAAACGAAAACAUUGACUUGGUGGGACACAAGCAUUUCCCUGGCAUCAACCAGGAGGAGGCACUGCAGCGUCCCAUACUCUACAGCAACUGGCUGUCCAAGGACUAUAUGCCUGUAAAUCGCGAGGAGCUGCGUGACUAUGUGCGUGCGCGCCUCAAGGUCUUCUACGAGGAGGAGCUGGAUGUGCCGCUCGUGCUGUUCGACGAGGUGCUCGACCAUGUGCUACGCAUUGAUCGUAUCUUCCGCCAGCCGCAGGGACAUUUGCUGCUCAUCGGUGUCUCUGGUGCAGGCAAGACAACGCUCUCGCGUUUUGUGGCCUGGAUGAAUGGCCUGUCCAUCUUCCAGAUCAAGGUACACAACAAAUACACCAGCGAGGACUUUGAUGAGGAUCUGCGCUGCGUGCUGCGUCGCUCUGGCUGCAAGGAUGAAAAGAUUGCCUUCAUAUUGGAUGAGUCUAAUGUCUUGGACUCGGGCUUCUUGGAGCGCAUGAAUACAUUGCUGGCCAACGGCGAGGUGCCUGGUCUAUUCGAAGGCGAUGAGUACACCACGCUGAUGACGCAAUGCAAGGAAGGUGCUCAGCGUGAGGGACUCAUGCUGGACUCCAGCGAUGAGCUGUACAAAUGGUUCACGCAGCAGGUGAUGCGUAAUCUGCACGUGGUCUUCACCAUGAAUCCAUCCACGGAUGGACUGAAGGAUCGCGCUGCCACAUCGCCCGCGCUGUUCAAUCGCUGCGUGCUCAAUUGGUUUGGCGACUGGUCUGACUCAGCGUUGUUCCAAGUGGGCAAAGAGUUCACUACGCGCGUGGAUCUGGAGAAACCCAACUGGAGCGCACCAGACUUUUUCCCCUCGGUCUGUCCAUUGGUGCCGGCCAAUCCCACACAUCGCGAUGCUGUCAUCAACAGCUGCGUCUAUGUUCACCAGACUCUUCACCAGGCCAAUGCACGCCUGGCCAAGCGUGGUGGACGCACAAUGGCGGUCACUCCACGUCACUAUCUGGACUUUAUACAUCACUUUGUCAAGUUGUACAAUGAGAAGCGCAAUGAUCUGGAGGAGCAGCAGCUGCAUUUGAAUGUGGGUCUCAACAAGAUUGCCGAGACUGUGGAGCAGGUGGAGGAAAUGCAGAAAUCGCUGGCGGUGAAGAAACAGGAACUGCAGGCUAAGAACGAAGCAGCCAAUGCCAAGCUGAAGCAAAUGUUCCAGGAUCAGCAAGAAGCCGAGAAGAAGAAGAUUCAAUCGCAGGAGAUACAAAUUCGUCUGGCCGAUCAGACAGUGAAGAUCGAAGAGAAGCGCAAGGACGUCAUGGCCGAUCUGGCCCAGGUGGAACCUGCUGUCAUCGAUGCACAACAAGCGGUCAAGUCGAUACGCAAACAGCAGCUCGUUGAGGUGCGCACAAUGGCGAACCCACCGUCGGUGGUUAAAUUGGCACUUGAAUCGAUCUGUCUGCUGCUGGGCGAAAAUGCAACAGAUUGGAAAUCCAUUCGCGCAGUGAUAAUGCGUGAAAAUUUCAUUAAUUCAAUUGUAUCUAACUUUGGUACCGAGAACAUAACCGAUGAGGUGCGCGAGAAGAUGAAGUCCAAGUAUCUGAGCAAUCCGGACUACAACUUUGAGAAGGUUAAUCGCGCCAGUAUGGCCUGCGGUCCUAUGGUUAAGUGGGCUAUAGCUCAGAUUGAAUACGCUGACAUGUUGAAGCGCGUGGAGCCGCUGCGUGAGGAGCUGCGUUCACUGGAGGAGCAGGCAGAUGUUAAUCUGGCUAGCGCUAAGGAAACCAAGGAUCUGGUGGAGCAACUAGAGCGCAGCAUUGCUGCCUACAAGGAGGAGUAUGCUCAGCUUAUUUCACAAGCUCAGGCCAUCAAAACGGAUCUGGAGAAUGUGCAGGCCAAGGUGGAUCGCUCGAUUGCGCUGCUCAAGAGCUUAAACAUUGAACGCGAACGCUGGGAGUCCACCAGCGAGACUUUCAAGUCUCAGAUGUCCACCAUCAUUGGCGAUGUGUUGCUGUCAGCUGCGUUCAUUGCCUAUGGCGGUUACUUUGACCAGCAUUAUCGCCUCAAUCUGUUUACCACCUGGUCGCAGCACCUGCAGUCGGCCAGCAUACAAUAUCGUGCGGAUAUAGCGCGCACCGAGUACUUGUCCAAUCCGGACGAGCGUUUGCGCUGGCAGGCGAAUGCUUUGCCCACUGACGAUCUCUGCACGGAGAACGCGAUUAUGCUCAAGCGCUUCAAUCGCUAUCCGCUCAUUAUCGAUCCUUCGGGUCAGGCAACUACCUUCCUGCUUAAUGAGUAUGCUGGCAAGAAGAUUACCAAGACUUCGUUCCUGGACGAUUCGUUCCGCAAGAAUCUGGAGUCGGCGCUGCGCUUUGGUAAUCCAUUGCUGGUGCAGGAUGUGGAGAACUACGAUCCUAUAUUGAAUCCAGUGCUGAAUCGCGAGCUGCGUCGCACUGGCGGACGUGUGCUCAUCACGUUGGGCGAUCAGGACAUUGAUUUGUCGCCCUCGUUUGUCAUCUUCCUGUCGACACGUGAUCCUACUGUGGAAUUCCCACCGGACAUAUGCUCCAGGGUUACCUUUGUCAACUUUACUGUGACGCGCAGCUCGCUGCAGUCGCAGUGCUUGAACCAGGUGCUCAAGGCCGAGCGUCCGGACAUUGAUGAGAAGCGCUCGGAUCUGCUGAAGCUGCAGGGCGAGUUCCGCUUGCGUUUGCGCCAGCUGGAGAAGAGUCUGCUGCAGGCGCUCAACGAUGCCAAGGGCAAGAUUCUGGACGACGACUCAGUUAUCACCACGCUGGAGACACUGAAGAAGGAAGCCUAUGAUAUUAACCAAAAGGUGGAUGAAACGGACAAGGUUAUUGCAGAGAUUGAAACUGUCUCCCAGCAGUAUCUGCCUUUGUCGGUGGCCUGCAGCAGCAUGUACUUCACCAUGGACAGCCUCAACCAGGUGCACUUCCUCUAUCAGUACUCGCUCAAGAUGUUCCUCGACAUUUUCUCCACGGUGCUGUACAACAAUCCACGCCUCGAAGGACGCAGCGAUCAUUCGGAGCGACUGGGCAUUGUCACUAGAGAUCUGUUCCAGGUGUGCUACGAGCGCGUGGCACGUGGCAUGUUGCACAACGAUCGCUUGACCUUUGCUCUGCUCAUGUGCAAGAUUCAUCUGAAGGGCACAGGCGAGUCCAACUUGGACACCGAGUUCAACUUCUUCCUGCGCAGCCGCGAGGGACUGCUGGCCAACCCAACACAUGUGGAGGGUUUGAGCGCCGAGCAGAUCGAAGGCGUUAAUCGCCUGGCUACGCGUCUGCCCAUCUUCCGCAAGCUGCUGGAGAAGGUCAAGGCCAUGCCGGAGCUUGGCGCUUGGCUGCAGCAGAGCUCUCCGGAGCAGUGUGUGCCGCAGCUGUGGGAUGAGUCCAAGGCGCUCAGCGCCAUCUGCAGCUCAGUGCAUCAGCUGCUGCUGAUUCAAGCCUUCCGACCGGAUCGCGUCAUUGCUGCUGCCCACAAUGUGGUCAACACCGUGCUGGGCGUGGACUUUAUGCCCAAUGCGGAGCAGGAGCUGGACUUUACCGCCGUUGUGGACAAGCAGCUCAACUGCAAUACGCCCGCUUUGCUUUGCUCCGUGCCUGGCUUUGAUGCCUCUGGACGCGUGGAUGACUUGGCUGCCGAGCAGAACAAGCAAAUCUCCAGCAUUGCCAUUGGCUCCGCCGAAGGCUUCAACCAGGCCGAACGCGCCAUCAACAUGGCCUGCAAGAGCGGCCGCUGGGUGCUGCUCAAGAACGUGCAUCUGGCGCCGCAGUGGCUGGUGCAGCUGGAGAAGAAGCUGCACUCGCUGCAGCCGCACUCGGGCUUCCGUCUCUUCCUUACCAUGGAGAUUAACCCGAAGGUGCCAGUGAAUCUGCUGCGUGCUGGACGCAUCUUUGUAUUUGAGCCACCGCCAGGCAUACGCGCGAAUCUGCUGCGCACUUUCUCCACCGUGCCGGCGGCACGCAUGAUGAAGACGCCCAGUGAGCGUGCACGUCUCUAUUUCCUGCUCGCCUGGUUCCAUGCCAUUGUGCAGGAGCGACUGCGUUAUGUGCCCCUGGGCUGGGCCAAGAAGUACGAGUUCAAUGAGUCGGAUCUGCGCGUGGCCUGCGAUACGCUGGACACUUGGAUCGAUACCACUGCAAUGGGACGCACCAAUUUGCCACCAGAGAAGGUGCCUUGGGAUGCGCUGGUCACACUGCUCUCGCAGUCCAUCUACGGCGGCAAGAUCGACAAUGACUUUGAUCAGCGCCUGCUGACCUCGUUCCUUAAGAAACUCUUUACGGCGCGCAGCUUUGAGGCGGACUUUGCCUUAGUGGCCAAUGUGGAUGGCGCCUCGGGUGGACUGCGUCACAUUACCAUGCCCGAUGGCACGCGUCGCGAUCACUUCCUCAAGUGGAUCGAGAAUCUAACCGAUCGCCAAACGCCCUCUUGGCUGGGUCUGCCCAACAAUGCCGAGAAGGUGCUGCUGACUACACGCGGCACGGAUUUGGUGAGCAAGCUGCUCAAGAUGCAGCAGCUGGAGGAUGACGAUGAGCUGGCCUACAGCGUCGAGGAGCAAUCGGAGCAAUCUGCACAGGCUGCAGUAGCGCGCAGUGAGGAUGGCCGUCCAUCCUGGAUGAAGACGCUGCAUAACUCGGCCACCGCCUGGCUGGAGCUGCUGCCCAAGCAGCUGAACACGCUCAAGCGCACAGUGGAGAACAUCAAGGAUCCUCUAUACCGCUACUUUGAGCGUGAGGUUACUAGCGGCGCGCGUUUGCUGCAGACUGUCAUCUCUGAUCUGCAGGAUGUGGUGCUGAUUUGCCAGGGUGAGAAGAAGCAGACGAACCAUCAUCGCUCCAUGUUGUCGGAGCUGGUGCGUGGCAUUAUACCCAAGGGCUGGAAGCGCUACACUGUGCCCGCCGGCUGCACUGUCAUCCAGUGGAUCACUGACUUUAGCACGCGUAUCCAGCAGCUGCAGAAGGUCUCGCAGCUGGUGUCGCAGGCAGGCGCCAAGGAGCUGCAAGGCUUCCCCGUUUGGCUGGGCGGCUUGCUCAAUCCGGAGGCAUACAUCACUGCCACCAGGCAGUGCGUGGCACAGGCUAAUAGCUGGUCCCUGGAGGAGCUCGCUUUGGAAGUAACCAUUACAGAUGUGGGACUGAAGACAGAUCAGAAGGAUAGCAGCUUUGGCGUCACAGGAUUGAAGCUGCAGGGCGCGCAGUGCAAGAACAAUGAGCUGCUGCUGACCUCCACCAUAAUGAUGGAUCUGCCAUUGACCAUACUGAAAUGGAUUAAGAUCUCUUCGGAGCCACGUGUCAGCAAGCUCACCUUGCCUGUCUACUUGAAUUCCACGCGUACGGAGCUGCUCUUUACCGUGGACUUGGCUGUUGCCGCUGGACAGGAUCAGCAUAGCUUCUAUGAGCGUGGCGUUGCUGUUCUCACCUCUACUGCUUUGAACUAAUUGCUUAGCAUAUAAAUUAUAUUUAUAACCAAUAUAUAUCCACUCUAUAAUGUAAUCCUUAACAGGUUUUGAAAACCUGCCCAUAUUAAUCACCAAUUUUCCAUUUUAAUUCAAAAAUAUAUAUUUCAUUUC